AUGGUGUCGCACAGCUGUCUGACACUCCUCGCCACUUUGGUCGCACUUUCUUGCCUCCGGGCUAGCUUGGCCAUGCCAGUGCGUCCCAUCCUUCCUUCGUUCCUUGACGUGCGUCAUCGCGUCGCAUUCUGGCACGGCGGCUCGGAGUCUGCGGAGCCGAGAGGCCAGUAUCCGCUCGUUCACAUGCCUUCUGACAUGACCAGUGCUGGCUUGACGACCCGGCCGCCUCGCUUUUUGGAGCUCGAACACGACCACAUCCUUGUCGCACUGAAGGGCGAGCGCAUGCGUUUCGAUCCCACGCUCGCCGCGCUUCGUGCUCAUCCAAUUGUCAUUGGACGAGGGACGCGAGUAGAAAGGGAAGCCUUUGAUCUGGUCAACUUUCCGGGCACAAAAGUCUCGCAUGUGCUGAACAUCCCUACCGAUCAGCGUGCUUUGCAGGCAUUUCAAGCCGGAGGCAUGCGAACGAUCCAUGUGAUGGCACCGGUCCCUGUCAAUCAAGAGUGGUACAGCAUGCUCCGCAUUCCCUACACAGCGCAGACGCAACAGCAUCCUCCGCUGCUCAUCUAUGAGCUCUCCGUCGCCAAGCGGCAGCAGCACGACUACAUCAGGCUCAUUGGCGCUGCGAUCGUGCAGGAGCCCCAGAAUCCGUUCAACUUUUUGAUCAGGUGGAACUCGAGUCCGGCCGUGACGAGCGUCGCACGCAUCCAAGAUGAGGCGAACGAAGCGCCCGAGCACCGAGGUAUCGAGAGGCCCAAGCCCAUCUCAAAAUUGUGGGUCGUCAGAAGGCUCUUGGCCACCAGCAUCUCUGCAGCGCUUGGAGGCCAUAUGCGGGAGGCCUGUGCUCGACGAGACCCACCUGCGACGUGGGCUGUGGUGGCGGUAAUGAAGUGGACGCGCCUGCACCAGCCCACUGGGCCCCUGCGACUUCAUAUUGUUGCCAUCCACACGACUCUUACAGUAGCGCCUCCUGAGAGGGUGACGGGGGCCACAAGCUCGAGGACGUGCUUGCUUCUUGACCCUCAACCUCGAUCUUUCCGAAUCUCUCCUCCUUUUCAUAUCUUCUCUCCGUUCAACUCGAUUGUAGCUAUGGUUGCUGCUAAGCGCACGAUCAAGCUCACCUGUGCACUGGUGCUGCUGCUCUCUGUAGUUGCAGCCGUGUCGGCCCAGGGCGACAACAAGGCUGCCUCUCCAGCCGCAUCGCAGGCACCUUCGGCAGGCAAGCCUGCGCAAGGAGGUCAGCUUGCAUCUUCGCCCAACGGCGACGACGAUGACGACGACGAUGAUGGGGGCAACAUCUCAUCGCCCGCCGGUGGGGCGGAUGCCAAGACAAUCUUGGCUCACUCUUCGCACAUGAUGGGUAGCAACGACGAUGCUACCGAUGGCGAUGAGGAUGCCAAGGACCCGCACGCUACGGCCAAGAAGCACAAUGGCGGUCACAACGGCCAGUGCGUGACCGAGUGCGCGUCCAAGUCGACCCAGGACGCAGGAUGCGGUACGGACCUGAGCAAGCCCGACUGCUUCUGCAAGGCUCCCUCGUUCGUCGACGGCACGUUUGCCUGCAUCAAUGCUACCUGUCCUCAGCAGUUCCAUGGCGCCGCUGGUGUCGUCAAGAGCAUUUGCAGCGUGGCGGGUGCACCGGACCUCAAGAUUCCCGGCUACACUUCGCCCGACAACCUCGAGCACAUGCCCACUAUCAACGAUGGCAACAACACCAAUACUACCACCACUCCUGGUGCGGGUGCGGGCGCGGGUCCUGGGUCUGGUGCGGGGUCGACCUCGACCUUCACCAUGCCCAAGUCGAUGCAGACCCCAACGCAAAAGGUCCCCACCGGCCCCGCGGGCUCGGGAUCGGGUACGGGCACGGCUACGACGUCCGGUGCUGGACGCAUGGACAUGGUCGGUGUGGUGUCGAUGGCCGCUGCAGCUGUCACCAUCGCCUCGGCUGCUGGCCUCCUUGUGCUCUUCUAA
Moesziomyces antarcticus is the source of this 1968-nucleotide messenger RNA. RefSeq lists its product as uncharacterized. The record is from RefSeq and is a predicted model, not a curated record. The transcript has 2 exons. Bases 1 to 1968 code for a protein of 655 amino acids. Lineage: Eukaryota; Fungi; Basidiomycota; Ustilaginomycetes; Ustilaginales; Ustilaginaceae.